Messenger RNA from Aspergillus oryzae RIB40, 3294 nucleotides. RefSeq names its product putative phosphatidylserine decarboxylase Psd2. Lineage: Eukaryota; Fungi; Ascomycota; Eurotiomycetes; Eurotiales; Aspergillaceae. The record is from RefSeq and is a predicted model, not a curated record. Gene Ontology annotation, molecular function: calcium ion binding; phosphatidylserine decarboxylase activity. The transcript is spliced from 7 exons. Gene Ontology annotation, biological process: phospholipid biosynthetic process. Bases 1 to 3294 code for a protein of 1097 amino acids.
AUGGUGCGGUUACCGUUGCCACAACGGCUCAGUACUCAUUUAACUUCACGGAGUAAUACUCCUACUCCCGGACAAAGCAGAAGUACCAGUCCCAUGAGGAUACCAGACGCCAAGCCGCUGGUCCUGAAGGUGGUUGUGUUACGGGGGAGAUGUCUUGCAGCCAAAGAUCGAAACGGGACGAGCGAUCCGUACUUAGUUGUCACACUUGGAGAUGCGCGACAAUCGACACCAAUGGUCCCGAAGACCCUGAACCCAGAAUGGAACGUGACCUUUGAAAUGCCGAUCGUCGGUGUGCCAUUACUCGAGUGUAUCUGUUGGGAUCACGAUCGGUUCGGGAAAGAUUAUAUGGGCGAGUUCGACAUUCCUCUGGAAGAAAUAUUCGCCGAGGGCCAGAUACAUCAGCAGGCUGAUGAGGCGCACAAGCCUAAAUGGUAUACCCUUACGUCGAAACGCAAAUCGGGAAAGAAGAAGGACAACGACAUCUCAGGGGAGAUUCUACUUCAAUUUUCAGUUGUCGAUACUGCAAAUCCAACAGCCCCUCCGAGCGAGACCUACCAGAAGUUCAAGACGCUGAUCGGCUGUGGGGAGGAAGACGAUGAUUAUCCGCAGAUCCCGGCGACCAUAUCGGACGAAGCCGAAAGAGAUGAAGACAUAUCUGAUGAGGUUGAUGACUUGGGAAGACCCGAUGUUAACGAGAAGCGCCGGAGAAGGUUACGUCUCGCGCGACUCCGGCGGAAGUCGCUGGCAGCGAGGGCGUAUCAGUUCUCUGGUGCGGGCAAUGGGGUACAAGGCAUCGUGUUCAUGGAGAUUGUCAAGGUGACCGAUCUCCCACCGGAACGCAAUGUGACGCGAACUUCCUUUGAUAUGGACCCGUUCGUUGUGACCUCACUAGGAAGAAAGACACUUCGGACUCCGGUUGUGCGCCAUAAUCUCAAUCCAAUAUAUCACGAGAAAAUGGUCUUCCAAGUUAUGAAGCAUGAGCAGUCUUAUACCAUCAGUUUUACAGUCAUGGACCGAGACAAGUUCUCCGGGAACGACUUCGUUGCCUCGGCUAGCUUCCCACUUCAAACAUUGAUCCAGUCUGCUCCCGAGUCAGACCCGGAGACCGGGCUCUAUAAGUUCUUGGACCCCAUGCUUGAUCCUACAGGGUCUACCGAGUCUCUCUCCAACAAUAAGGCCGGGAUCAAGAUCGGGGUUAGCCCAUCCCCAUCGACUAGCAGCCUAUCAAAAUUGUCAAGACCAGGCUUGGUGCGGUCGAGAAGCUCUACAGCUUCCUUGUCGAACCAAGCCGCGCAGGAGCAGUCGACACUACCCCCACCAUCAGCCCCGAAAUCGAUCCCGACAUCAGUUCCUUCAUCACUCCCAGAGGAGGGUAGCAGUAGCUAUUUGUCAACAACGCCGACAUCAGUUCAGAACGAGGGCAGCGUGAUUGCUCCUCUUGAAGGAGAGGGUCUGGAAACAUAUCGGAUCCCGCUGCUGAUGAAGCACAAAGAAAGAUGGGAGGACAAGCAUUCUCCAGAGCUAUUCAUCAAGGCCAAAUACAUGCCCUACCGUGCACUCCGGCAGCAGUUUUGGAGACUAAUGCUCAAGCAAUAUGACGCUGACGACAGCGGCCGCAUUGACAAAGUCGAGCUAACUACGAUGCUUGAUACCCUUGGUUCCACAUUGAAGGAAUCAACCAUUGACAGCUUCUUCGAGCGAUUCAGUGCGGAGAAUGAGGCCAGCGAGACGAUGGAUUUGACUUUCGAUCAAGCUGUAAUCUGCUUGGAAGAUACCCUGCAGGCACUGCAGAAAGAUUCUAGGACAGCCGGCAGGAGACUCACUCCAACACCAUCCACAGGCAGUCAAGACAGCGAGGAGCCAUCCAGCGACGACAAUGAUCUCACCCUCGAAUCAAGCACAGGCAUGCCCGUCAACGCUGACCCUCAGAGAACAGCCAUACCUACACUAUCCAGUGAAGAGCAGUCAAUCACGAAUGAGGAAGACCUUCAGCCUGAUGACUUGGGUGAUGAACGUGGCGAAGAGCAUGUCAUUGAACUUCGCGAAUGUCCCCUUUGUCAUCAACCACGGCUCGCAAAACGCUCAGAUGCCGAUAUCAUCACACACAUCGCUACUUGUGCUAGUCGAGACUGGAGACAAGUCGACAACCUCGUGAUGGGUGGCUUCGUGACCUCAAGUCAAGCGCAGCGCAAAUGGUACUCUAAAGUGAUUACGAAAAUCUCAUAUGGAGGCUACAAGCUAGGUGCCAACUCCGCGAAUAUUCUUGUUCAAGAUCGAAUUACGGGACAAAUCAAUGAGGAGCGGAUGAGCGUCUAUGUUCGUCUUGGUAUCCGGUUGCUGUAUAAGGGGCUGAAGAGCCGAGAGAUGGAGAAAAAGAGAAUUCGCAAAAUUCUCAAGUCGCUAAGUAUCAAACAAGGCAAGAAAUAUGAUGACCCCGCUUCCGCAAGUCAAAUUCAAGACUUCAUCAGCUUCCACCAACUCGACUUGUCCGAGGUUCUUCUUCCCCUAGAGAAGUUUAAGACUUUUAAUGAGUUUUUCUAUCGCGAACUGAAGCCAGGCGCUCGACCUUGCUCGGCUCCGGACGAACCACGGAUUGUUGUGUCCCCAGCUGAUUGCCGAUCAGUUGUUUUCGACCGUCUUGACGAAGCAACCAGCGUCUGGGUCAAGGGAAGGGAGUUCAGCAUUGAGAGACUUCUGGGUGAUGCUUACCCAGAGGACGUUCACCGCUACAAGAACGGGGGCUUAGGAGUGUUCCGUCUUGCACCCCAGGAUUAUCACCGUUUCCAUAUUCCUGUGGAUGGCGUCAUGGGAACGCCCAAAACCAUCGAAGGUGAAUACUACACAGUGAACCCGAUGGCUAUCCGCUCCGCACUAGAUGUCUAUGGAGAGAAUGUUAGAGUCCUUGUCCCCAUCGAUUCGGUUGCGCAUGGCCGUGUCAUGGUGGUCUGUGUUGGAGCAAUGAUGGUCGGAAGUACAGUAAUAACCCGUCAGGCUGGGGAGAAAGUCACUCGUGGUGAAGAACUGGGAUACUUCAAAUUCGGUGGAAGUACCCUUCUACUUCUCUUCGAGGACGGAAUGGUGAACUUUGACAGCGACCUGGUAGACAACUCGAAGGGCCCUCUCGAGACUCUGAUUCGAGUGGGAAUGUCUGUGGGUCACCAUCCUGAUGUUCCUCAAUAUGAGCCUGACCUGCCGAAGAAGGCAGAAAACGUCACUGUAGAGGAGAUGCAGGCUGCCAAGCGCCGAAUCGAAGGAAGCUUGGCUCCACCAACCGAUGCGUCUGAGUUUGCAUGA